This is a messenger RNA of Xiphophorus couchianus (Monterrey platyfish), 5724 nucleotides long. It is a transcript of the gene ranbp9, whose product is annotated as RAN binding protein 9. Lineage: Eukaryota; Metazoa; Chordata; Actinopteri; Cyprinodontiformes; Poeciliidae. The record is from RefSeq and is a predicted model, not a curated record. Gene Ontology annotation, molecular function: protein binding. The coding region runs from base 443 to 2248 and encodes 601 amino acids. The transcript is spliced from 14 exons.
CUCUCAGCCAAUCAGACUCGCGGAACACGCUCCGACAACAAACAAAAGAUCGAGCCUAGCCGAGCUUAUUAUACUUUAGUCGAUCCGCCUGGACUAACGCUUUUGUUACUUGCUAUCCACCCGGACCCGUUCGUCUGUGUCUCAGCCGCUCUCAUCAGAUCCUUUCCUGCAGAUAUUGUUCUCCGUAGUGUCUAUGUUGUGGCUUUGUGUCAGCUAAUGUCAACCUGAGCCAUUUCAGCGAUCAGUUCGGCUAAACACGUUAGCCAGGUUAGCUUCUAGGCUAACCAGCUCUGGCAGCCUCAAUACGAACCAGCGAAGCCAGUUAGCUUAGCCUCCUAGCUAGCUAGCUUUGCUAACCCCCCUUUAAAACUCGACACUGACCGACUCCAGCAGUUCUGGCUUGUUACUGACAAGCCACUUCACCAAAAGCCGUGUGGUAGCCAUGUCUGGACAGUCGACGGGCUGUGGGUUUCUGAUGUCGGUCGUUGUUCACGGAGAUUCGGCUCUGAACGAGCAGGAAAAAGAGCUAAACCAGCGACUUCGACGGCUCUAUCCGGCCGUUAACGAAAACGAGACACCGCUUCCACGCUCCUGGAGCCCGAAGGACAAGUUUAGCUACAUCGGAUUGUCUCAGAACAACCUCCGCGUUCACUAUAAAGGUCAUGGGAAAACCCCCAAGGAUGCUGCGUCUGUGCGGGCCACCCACCCCAUCCCCGCCGCCUGCGGUGUCUACUACUUUGAGGUGAAGAUCAUCAGUAAAGGCCGAGAUGGCUACAUGGGGAUCGGCCUCUCAGCUCAGGGUGUAAAUAUGAACAGACUCCCUGGUUGGGACAAGCACUCUUAUGGUUACCAUGGCGACGACGGCCACUCCUUCUGCUCAUCCGGCACCGGGCAACCCUACGGCCCCACGUUUACAACGGGCGACGUGAUUGGCUGCUGCGUUAACCUCAUCAACAACACCUGCUUCUACACAAAGAACGGCCACAGCCUAGGUAUCGCCUUCACAGACUUGCCACCAAACCUGUACCCGACCGUCGGCCUUCAGACGCCAGGCGAGGUGGUGGACGCAAACUUCGGCCAGCACCCGUUCGUUUUUGACAUUGAGGACUACAUGCGAGAGUGGAGGACGAAGAUCCAGGCCCAGAUCGACAGAUGCCCCAUCGGAGAGCGGGAGGGCGAGUGGCAGUCCAUGAUCCAGAAAAUGGUGGCUUCGUACCUGGUGCACCACAGCUACUGCGCCACCGCCGAAGCCUUCGCCAAGUCCACCGACCAGGCUGUGCACGAGGAACUCGCCUCCAUCAAAAACAGACAGAAGAUCCAGAAGUUGGUGUUGUCGGGUAGAAUGGGCGAAGCCAUCGAGACCACCCAGCAGCUGUACCCCAACCUCCUGGAGAGGAACCCAGACCUCCUCUUUAUGCUCAAGGUGAGACAGUUCAUAGAGAUGGUGAACGGGACGGACAGCGAGGUGAGGUGUCUCGGGGGACGCAGCCCUAAGUCUCAGGACAGUUACUCCGGCUCCCCCCGGCCCUUCAGCAGCCCCAGCCACAAAGCCAGCAGCUCCCAGCCCUACCUCACAGGGUUUGACAGCAACUGCUGUAACGGCGUGACGUCCAAUAAGAGCCACAGCUCCUCCCCCUUCAGUCACAAGCCCUGCCCCCCCAGCUCUGGCUCCGCCCUGCAGGGCUCUGAGGUCAGCCUGAACGGCAGCCGCAGCCAGCAGCCCCUAACCAGUAACGAUGUGGACAUGGAGGUCGACCACUUCACCAACGGUGUGACCGAGUCCUCCUCCAACGGCUUUCUGAACGGCACCUCCAAACACGCCACGGAGCCCGACGACUGCGACGCAGACAUGGAGGUGGAGUCGGCCCAGUCCAAGAGGCAGCUGUGUGGCGGGAGCCAGGCGGCCAUCGAGAGGAUGAUCCACUUCGGCAGGGAGCUGCAGAGCAUGAGCGAACACCUCCGCCGGGAAUGCGGCAAGAACUCCGCCAACAAGAAGAUGCUGAAGGAUGCGUUCAGCCUGCUGGCGUACUCCGACCCCUGGAGCAGCCCGGUGGGCUACCAGCUGGACGCUGUCCAGAGAGAGCCGGUCUGCUCCACUCUCAAUAGUGCAAUAUUAGAGACUCACAACCUCCCCAAGCAGCCCCCCCUGGCUCAGGCCGUGGGCCAGGCCGCCCAGUGCCUCGCCAUCAUGGCACGGACUGGCAUUGGCUCCUGCGCCUUCGCCUCUGUGGACGAUUACCUGCACUAGCCACACGUGUACACACCCACACACACACACACAUUCUGAAGGCUCACCCAGAAAGCUACCUCCCCUCGCUGCUGGAGUACCCGGCCGGGUCAGAGGUCGUUUCUGGAUGGACCUUCAGAGAUCGCCACAUUAAAACGAACCGACCACCUCCAUCGUCGUAAAUAAUAACCUUCACCCUGGUCUCUCAGAGGCGGCCAUGUUUGCAUCCUUCUGACAGGGAGAGGAAGUGGGGGGGGUUGGCUUUCAAAAUAAAAGAAAUACUCUGAGAGGCGAACUCGUGACUCGAAGCCGAAACACAAAAAACCUGAUCAAACUUUAAAAAAAAAAAGGUUCCCAGUGAGCGCUGAGGACGCGCUCCGCCGCCGCAGCCAAUCGCAGCCCUCCACCCUCUCUGCACCCCCCACCCUCCACUCACCCCGGGACGCGGCGCAGGCCCGGCGCUUUGGACUCGGGAACUCGAGGAAGCCGGAGAGAAUCUGCAAGUCUCGACUGUCCCGUUUUUAAUCUUCUGUUUAGUUUUUUUUUUUGAGCAGUUUGUGGGUAGGGGGCGCUGUGGAGGAGGGGUCACCUGCCGCCUCUUGUUUUGGUUUUAGUUUGUUUGUUUUCCAGGUUUACAAGGCAUGGUGCAGACCAUAAUGAUGAUGAUUAUUAUUAUUAUUCUAAUUAUCAUUAUAAUUAUUGUUACUUGCAUUCACAGUAUAUUUGUUGAGCGCCAGCCAGAGCGAGUUCCACCGACUUAUUAUAAUAAAGGUCCCGAUUCCACCGACUCCCCAGUGACCAGCGUGUGUACAUGUAAAUGUUUCUAUAUUACAAAGUGGAAAUAUAUCAAUAGAGCGACAUAUUUAGUUACCAAAAUAAUAACAAAGAGAGAGAAACCUUUAAUACUUUUCCUGACACCAGCAGACCCCUGAAGCAGGCUGGUUGUGUCCAGUUUGGCUCCAGGGUUUCUGAGCAGGCAGUAAAGGGACGACUACGUCAGGCCCAGCGCUCUCGGCUGUGAAGCUGUUUAAAGCCAUCGUUUGUUUUCCUGGUUUAUUUUCUGCUUUUUGACCCCGAAGAACUCAGGAGCCAGAGUGACGUUUAGUUUCUCCUCCAACCAAUCAGCUGAUGUGGGCCUCAUAUCCGUACACAUGAACCCGGUUUGGAUCAGAACCCGGUUUGGAUCAGAACCCACAGACCUGAGGCCUGUACUCCCAGGCAGGAUUACUCUUUAACAGACUUUAAGUUCCACAUUUUUUCCAAGAAAGAGCUCACUUCCACCUUGAUUGUUUGAAAAAUAUGCAAAACUGUAGAGAAAACAAUAACUAAAAAUCUCUUGAAACCUUAAACGAAAGUUAACUUAAUCUGAUUUUACAAGUUAAAAGAAAUUAUUUUAAAAAAUCCCUCUAGAGCUGCAGCUAGUUGUUUUCUUAAUCUCUUAAAUAAUUAGGAGGAUCUGCAAGUUAUAAAACAUAAUCUACACAAUUCCAAAUAUAAAAAUUAAUUACAGAUUUUGGUCCCAAACUAACUUAAGUAUUUUCCAACUGCCUAAAAUAAAAACUAGAUUGAUAAAAUUCAACAUAAAUGGCCACAAUGUAGCAAUGUAACAGAAGUUGGCUCAAAAUCUAAUAAAAUGUCACUAAAACUGCAUUAAGUAAUUAAUGCAGAAUGGAAUAAAAUCAUAGGAACCCUUACAUUUUGUGCCAAUUAGCUCUUUGUAAUGUAAUAAUUAUUACUUUGUUACAAAGUAAUAAUUAUUACAUUUAUUUAAUAAACCUGAAACCAGAGUCUGUGUUCAUCCUGAUUAUUAUUAUUAUUUCUAAUAACAAUCAUGUUUAAAUUUAAACUUUAAAUUUAGUUUUCAGACAAAACACUUCAUGUCAAUUUUAAUAUGUUGUUCAAAUGAGAAACUUUUUGGUUUUAAAUCAGUUUUUCAUCUUUUAAACAUCUUGAAUUUAUUUCCAACCUCUGACAGUUUGAUGGUUCUGCACCGUCAACAUUAGUUACCGUUUAGUUUCUAAAAUCUGAGCUUUUUUUUUCUUUAAUGUUUUGAUAGCAGAUUGGAGAAAUUUAAUAAAAUGAAUCAUUUUCAUGGUUUGAUGCUGUUUAAAUUCAUCCAUAACAACUUUGAUUAAAAUAAGGAACAAAGAUAAAGUUAAACCAGUUCAAAGAACAUUAAUAAUAAAGUUUGAGACUGAAGAGUGAAAUGUAGAAAGAGAAAUGAUGCAAACUUUGGAUUUUUUCAGCGUUUUUAGACCCUGGAGAUGUUCGGAAGAAGUUCACUCUCCAGGUCUGGAUUCAUUUAUGGGGAAAAACUCAGAAAUACUUCAGAUAGAUGAAUCAAAUUUUAUGGUUUGACCAAAGAUGAACGCUGAGCUAAAGUCAACAGAGCCAAUCGGAUCAGAACCAUAAGCAACCACAACAGAAUGGAAGAUAAAAUAAUUAAGUCAAAUGUGAUAUUUGAGCUUUUUGAUCAUUUUUUUGCUCCAGCAUUGAUUAAAUCUUUAACACUCAAGAGAAAUUAACGAAUAUAUGAUGAUUAAAUACAUAAAGCUUUGAUAAAUUAACAAGAGGCCGAGCGACAUGAACGGAUGAUUCAGUUUUUAGUUUACUGAAGGUGCAUCUCAACAUAAACCAACAUUAAAUUAAAUGUAUCAGUUUCUUCUGUUUGUGUUUAUUCUGAAUAUUUAACAAAGUCAUAAAAACAAUGAAAAUGUGAAUAAAGUUUCUCUUAAUCCUGCUCCAAAGUACAGAUCUCAGGUCUGAAAGUUGAAGCAAAUCCAAAGGAAAUUCAUGAAGGAUGAUAUUUUAUCUUUGAGGUUUUAAAACUGCAGAUUGAAGAAUCUGAUCAUAAACAUCUGAAUUCAUCAGCUCCUGGUCCAAGUCAGCGUAGAUCUAGAUGAACCUUUAUAUAGAAGCAGCAGCUCCAGAAAAAUGAAACCAUCUCUUUGAAUCGAACAUCCAGUUUCUGACCACAGUGAUGAGAUUUAACCGACUGGAAAGCACGGUGGUGGCAGUAUCAUGUUCUGAAAACAACAGGAGCAGGAAAAGAAACCAUUUCUAAAACCCGACGGGUCGCCCGAGCGUCCAGCGACUAAACCAAUCGGUUCUGGAAGGAAACGGCUCCGCUGUGUUUUAAUCCGUCUGGUUCCCAGAACUCAUCCAGGUGGAACUAAUCUGUUCUGUAUCAUCUUCUGUUUUCCUCUUUUUUUAUCCUUAUUUUUUGCAGUUCACAAGCAGUCAGAAAAAAAAAAAGAAAUCUUUAGACGAAGUGUCUGUUGUCUCUUUCUGAGUAAGGUCUGAACCUAUGCAUGCCAUAGUAAAGUGGUGGUAAGAUCCAGCUAGAUGUCUCCUUUCUUUCGGUUCUCCUCCUUUUAGCCAGGAAGAUGUCAACCAGUAAGUUGUCCACUGCUGACUGUGUCCAUUGGAGAUGAUUAAAAAAUGUGCAAUUUGUGUGAGGGUGAAAAGAUUUAUAUUAAAAACAACCAUGAUGAUGA